This is a messenger RNA of Kazachstania africana CBS 2517, 1503 nucleotides long. RefSeq names its product Yhk8p (gene YHK8). Gene Ontology annotation, biological process: transmembrane transport. The coding region runs from base 1 to 1503 and encodes 500 amino acids. Gene Ontology annotation, molecular function: transmembrane transporter activity. NCBI's taxonomy places the organism in Eukaryota, Fungi, Ascomycota, Saccharomycetes, Saccharomycetales, Saccharomycetaceae. The transcript has a single exon. Gene Ontology annotation, cellular component: membrane. The record is from RefSeq and is a predicted model, not a curated record.
AUGGCUAGUUAUCAGAAAUCUGAAGAGGAGUCUGCUGAGACAGCUAUGGAAGUACACUCAGAAAUUAAACUUGAAGUGAAUGAAACUGAAAAGGAGGAAUUUGAAGUUACAUUUGAUUCUAUUGAUGAUAUAGAUCCAGAAAAUGUCAGUCUCCGAAUGAGUACGUGGAGAAAAUAUUACAUUUCAUUGUUGAUUACGUUUACGGCCAUGGUUAUUACCAUGAUUUCUUCAUGCUGGACGUUCGUAUCGCCGCAUAUUAUGGCCAAAUAUGGGAUUUCUCACGAAGUCAGUGUGCUCGGUAUAACGUUGUAUGUCUUUGGACUGGCAUGUGGUCCGCUGUUUUUGUCGCCUAUCAGUGAGUUAUAUGGUCGUAGAAUUACUUUUAUCUUUUCUCUGGUUUUGAGUAUGAUAUUUCAAUGUUUGACUACAUGGUCUGCGACAAUUGAAGGUGUCAUGUUUGGCAGAUUUCUAAGUGGCUUUUUUGGUUCCAGUUUCCUAAGUGUUGCUGGUGGGACUAUCAGUGAUCUCUUUGACAAGAAUCAAAUCACUGUUCCAAUGACUUUUUUCACUACAGCAGGUUUAUUGGGACCUUCACUGGGUCCAUUGAUUUCCGGUGCAAUGUACACUGUAGAAUAUCGCUGGACUUUUGUAUUAUUUCUAAUUUCUUCUGGUGUAUGUUUUGUUUUGAUUAUUCUAACCGUGCCAGAGACAUAUCAACCGUCUUUAUUGAUUGCCAAAGCCAAGAGAUUAAGAAAUAGUACAGGCGAGGAUAGAUAUUACGCACCAUUGGAGAUUACUCGUAAGGAAACAAAUUUACUCUCUGCAAUGUUUCUCACCUGCAGAAGACCAUUUGGACUAUUGUUUCGCGAUCCAAUGAUGGGUGUUCUCUGUUUCUAUACGGGGGUCGAAUUAGCCAUUGUUUAUCUGUUUUUUGUUGCAUUCCCAUACACUUUCAAGACACUCUACAAAUUUGGUGUGAUGGAACAAGCUUGUGCGUACAUUGGUUUGAUGUGCGGUAUGUUAUUUGCAGCACCCACAGCAGUUCUUUUUCAGAAGAGAUUUGAAAAGAGAGUAGCCAACAACGGUGGUGUAAGUGUACCUGAAAUGAGAUUUGAACCAUUGUUCUACGGUGCAUUUUUAACCCCAAUCGGACUAAUGAUCUUUUCGUGGACAUGUUACUCUAACGUACAUUGGAUAGGUCCAAUUAUUGGUAGUGCAGUUUUCAGUUUUGGACUGUUGUACGUGUUUGUAGGAAUCUUCAACUACACCGUAGACGCAUACAAGAAAUACGCAGCCUCCGGUCUGGCAUGUAACACUUUUGUCAGAUGCAUCAUGGCCGGUGUCUUCCCACUAUUUGGUCUGCAAAUGUAUGAGGGCAUGGGUAUAAACUGGGCUAGUUUCCUACUGACAAUGAUCACUGUCCUUAUGAUCCCAGUUCCAUUCAUCUUCACCAAAUAUGGUGCUUCUCUAAGGGCCAAAUCUCCAUAUGCAUGGACAGACUAA